Molecule: messenger RNA, 1000 nt
Organism: Bactrocera oleae (olive fruit fly)
Lineage: Eukaryota; Metazoa; Arthropoda; Insecta; Diptera; Tephritidae
Source: RefSeq, a predicted model, not a curated record
UUUGAAGAUAUUUUUUUCACUGUAUCUGUACAUUUUUUAUCUAUCUACUUGCGCAGGUGAGCACUUGACUGAAGAGUUUAAGCAAAAUGUCAAUCGUUUCCAGCGGCUGCCCUGCAUUAUCGACGAUGGCUACAAAUUGGCCGAAAGUAUUGCUAUACUUAGAUAUCUCAGCGCAAAGGGCAAAAUACCAGAACAUCUAUAUCCUAAAUAUUUCGUGGAGCAGGCGCGUGUUGAUGAGUUUCUCGAAUGGCACCACAUCACUUUGCGCGUGACUUGCUCCCUUUACUUUCGCACGAUUUGGUUGGAUCCACUGAUCACCGGUGUACGACCGUCAAAUGAGAAAAUCCAAAACCUGACUAAACUUAUGGAGGACAAUUUGGAUAUUAUCGAAAAUGUGUGGCUGCAAAAAACAGAUUUCCUCACCGGACAGCGAUUGACGGCGGCAGAUAUUUUUGCAGCGUGCGAAAUAGAACAGACACGUUUGGCUGACUACGACGUGCGUAUAAAAUAUCCGAAAAUUAAGGCAUGGUUAAAGCGCGUGCGUGCUGGCUGCAAUCCACACUAUGAUAAUGCGCACCAAUAUGUGUAUAAAAUCAGUGGGACUGCACCACAUGCGAAACUAUAAGGAAAGAAAGCGACGCUGUUUUGUGAUAUUUUUUUUAAGAAAAUAAAAUGUUAUGGAAUUAAAUAAAAAAAUUUAUAUAAUUAACAAAACAGAAAUAAAAUUAAUAUAUAUAUGUAUAUUUAUUUUUUUAAUUAUGAUAAAUAUGUGAAGCACGAAAUAUUAUUACAAAAAUAUAUUUGUAGUAUGAACAUAAAAAAAUACAAAUAUAUUAUAUAACACAUUUGAAAAUUAUAAUAAAUAAAUAAUUUUAUUUUAUUAUAAAAUACAUUUAAAUUUGAUUUUGAUAAUUUAUAUUUAAAUAAAAUUAAUAUAUUUAUGUAGAUCAAAAUUUAAUAAUACUAAACCAAUAUUUAAUUAAAAAUAACGGAAAAAAAA